Messenger RNA from Solanum lycopersicum (tomato), 3473 nucleotides. It is a transcript of the gene AGO2A, whose product is annotated as argonaute 2A. The record is from RefSeq and is marked validated. Gene Ontology annotation, cellular component: cytoplasm. Gene Ontology annotation, molecular function: RNA endonuclease activity; protein binding; RNA binding. Lineage: Eukaryota; Viridiplantae; Streptophyta; Magnoliopsida; Solanales; Solanaceae. Gene Ontology annotation, biological process: regulatory ncRNA-mediated post-transcriptional gene silencing.
CUCUCUCAAGUUACAGAAUGGAUCGUGGGAACUACCGACGUGGUGGCGGUCAUGAUAACGCCGGCAGAGGUGGAGGUAACCGUGGUCGAGGACAAGGCCGUGGUGGUGGAAGGGGUGAGCCUCAGAUCGGAGGUGGAAGGGGUGGGACCCACAUCGGUGGUGGGUCCCAAAUGGGUCAGCCUCCACAGCAAUGGGGGAAUCAGCCGAGGGGAUCGGGUCAAUACCAGAUUCGUGGUGGGGCUCCGCAAAAUCAACCGGGUCAAAACUAUCCGGUUAAUCAGAAUCCGGGUCGUGGUGGUACUUGGGUAAACCAACCGGUUCAACGUGGUGGUGGUGGUGGGGGUAGCGCUUGGCCACGGCCACAACAGCAGGGUAGUGGCGUUCCAAACACUACUUGGCCCCGACCACCACCGCAGCAACAGGGUAGUGGUAGUGGAGUUGCUAAUGCUUGGGCCCGGCCACCGCCGCAGAGGAGUCAGCAGCAUGGUGGUGGAAAUCAGCAGCAGGUUGUGGAUCGUUCUCCUCCUCAAUCUUCUGAUCCUGUUCAAGUUGAUCUGGGGUCCCUGAAAAUUACAGAUCAGAGUCCAUCAUCUCGACAAGAAAGUUCCAAGGAAAAACGUGUACCUAUUGCACGACCUGAUACUGGAAAAAUUGCUGUCAAGUCAAUUGCGCUGCUUGCUAAUCAUUUUCCUGUUAGAUUUAAUCCCCAGUCUACCAUUAUGCAUUAUGAUGUGGAUAUUCAACAGAGGGCUGAUGGGAAUCGGCCUGUGAAGAAGCUAACAAACAAGUCUGUUCUCCAUAUGAUAAGAGAAAAGCUGUGUGCGGAUGACCCUACACGAUUUCCCCUAGAUAAAACUGCAUAUGACGGUAAGAAGAACAUUUUCAGUGCUGUUCAACUUCCUACUGGGUGUUUUGCUGUGAACUGGUCUGACGGGGAAGAUGCUAGGUUACGCUCUUAUGACAUUACCAUCAAGCUUGUUGCUGAAUUAAAACUUUGCAAGUUGAAAGAAUAUUUGAGUGGAAGCCUAUCACAUAUUCCUCGUGAUAUACUACAAGGAAUGGAGUUGGUUAUGAAAGAAAAUCCUACUAGGUGCAGGACUUCUGUAGGUCGUUGUUUCUACUCUAAUGAGCACCUGCCCGACCAUGACUUUCGUUUUGGUGUUGCUGCAUAUAGAGGUUUUCAACAGAGCCUAAAGCCUACAAAAGGAGGGCUUGCGUUGUGCUUAGAUUACUCGGUCUUGGCACUCCGGAAACCAAUGCCAGUGCUAGACUUUCUGAAGGAAUAUUUAGGAGAAUCUAACGAAAAUACCUUCAGGAACAACAUUCGAGCUGCAAAGGGUGCAUUGGUUGGUUUGAAAGUCAGGGUAAUUCAUCGUCGUACAAGCCAGAAGUUUCUUAUUAAGCAGCUAACUGACUGCAAGACUCGUGAAAUUACUUUUCCCCUUGAAGAUCCCGAAGGCAUAAAUCCCCCGAGGGAUGUUCUUCUUGUUGACUACUUCAGGGAUAAAUAUCAGCGCGAGAUUCAGUUCAAGGAUUUUCCUUCAUUAGAUAUUGGAAAAGGUAAUAAGAAAAACUAUGUCCCGAUGGAAUUCUGUGUCUUGGUUGAGGGACAACGGUAUCCCAAGGAGGAUUUGGAUAAAGAUACUGCCUUGUUUCUGAAGAACAUAUCACUAGCUCGACCCCAAGAUAGAAGGCAGGCAAUUUGUGAAAUGGUACGGGCUGGAGAUGGGCCGUGCGGGGCUGUCACCCGCAAUUUUGAUAUUGGAGUUGAUAGGAACAUGACCCGUGUUCCGGGUCGUAUUCUUCCUCCCCCUGAUUUGAAGCUAGGCGGUCAAAAUCGACUUCCUGUGAAUGAUAAAUGCCAGUGGAACCUUGUUGGGAAAUCUGUGGUGGAAGGCAAGGCGCUUCAGCGAUGGGCUUUGAUAGAUUUUAGCGCUCAGGAUCGCAAACCCUUCUUUAGGCUACGAGUUGAUGAAUUUGUCUUCAGAUUGAAAGAUCGGUGCAGAAAAUUGAGUAUUAAUAUGGAAGAACCUGCUGUAGUACAUUUCACUGACAUGCAUGUACUCUCUGAAGUUGGCAAGGUUCAUAAACUUCUCGAUGGUGUGGUUAAUGCAGCUAAACGGGAAAUCAAUGGUAAACUUCAAAUGAUAGUUUGUGUUAUGACAUCAAAGCAUAAUGGGUACAAAUAUCUUAAAUGGGUAUCUGAGACACAAAUUGGCGUAGUAACCCAGUGUUGCUUGUCUACUAAUGCCAACAAGGGACAGGAUCAAUAUCUUGCAAACCUGUGUAUGAAGAUCAAUGCAAAACUUGGGGGCAGCAAUAUGGAACUUAUGGAUAGACUCCCUAAUUUUGGAAGAGAAGACAAUGUCAUGUUCAUUGGAGCUGAUGUUAAUCAUCCUGCUGCAAAGAAUGUGACAUGUCCAUCCAUAGCAGCCGUUGUUGCCACCGUCAACUGGCCAGCUGCUAAUAGAUAUGCUGCUAGAGUUUGUCCUCAGGUUCACAGGACUGAGAAGAUUCUAGAGUUUGGAAAGAUGUGUGCAGACCUAGUUCAUACUUAUAAGGAAAUCAACUCUGUUAAACCAAACAAAAUUGUUGUUUUCCGUGAUGGUGUGAGUGAGGGUCAGUUUGAUAUGGUACUCAACGAAGAGUUGCUUGAUUUGGCGAAGGCUAUAUACGACAGUAACUAUCAACCAGCAAUUACUCUUGUUGUGGCUCAGAAGAGACACCAUACACGGCUAUUUCCUGAGGGUGGCCCUGCCAAUGUGCCUCCUGGUACUGUUGUGGAUACAAUAAUUGUUCAUCCCUCUGAUUUUGACUUCUAUCUUUGCAGCCACUUUGGAGGGUUGGGUACCAGCAAGCCAACUCACUAUCAUGUUCUAUGGGAUGAUAAUGGUUUCAAUUCUGACAGCUUACAAAAGCUUAUAUACAACAUGUGUUUCACUUUUGCGCGGUGCACUAAACCUGUCUCACUUGUUCCACCAGUUUACUAUGCAGACCUUGUUGCUUAUAGGGGACGGAUGUUUCAAGAGGUGCUUAUGGAGAUGAACUCUCCUAGCUCUGCAACUUCAUCUUCUCCAACUGCCUCAUUUCAACAAAAAUUUUAUGAUUUGCACUCUGAUUUGCAGAACGUAAUGUUUUUCGUCUGAUGCCACCUUGUUGAUCUCCUUCACCAUUCCCACACUGGGGAGGGAGAUACGGUUGUCUACAUUUUGGAGAUGCCCAUUUCCAAACGCAUUUGAACCUCCUUUCCGUUGGACAUUGCAAAGGAGUUUGUGCGUGAAUCUAAUGGGGUUUCAUGCUUCUUUUACUUUUCUAUUGUGUGAGUUUAAUCAUUGACGUUUGAUUGUGUUUUAUCUGCUUUGGGGGGUCUCUGGAGGCCACUCCCAAAUAUGUCUACUGCUUAAAUUGUGUGAUGUUUUGUAUUAUGUAUUUCUGAGACGUGUCUUAAUAUUAAUAUAUUUGUGUUUGAGCUA